Molecule: messenger RNA, 3100 nt
Organism: Periophthalmus magnuspinnatus
Lineage: Eukaryota; Metazoa; Chordata; Actinopteri; Gobiiformes; Gobiidae
Gene: sh3gl2a
Product: SH3 domain containing GRB2 like 2a, endophilin A1
Exons: 12
Coding region: 185-1264 (359 amino acids)
Biological process (GO): synaptic vesicle uncoating
Cellular component (GO): glutamatergic synapse; cytoplasm; presynapse
Molecular function (GO): protein binding
Source: RefSeq, a predicted model, not a curated record
GCGCACAGCUUUAGUCAGCCUGUUUUGCUCGCAGGACAUCCCUCGCGUAGUCACCAGCGUAUAGACUCCAGAGGUGAUCCACGGCGCAGCGCAGCCCAGCACCCACACCCCGAUACGAGCACCGUCAGCACCGACACCAGCGACCACCGACCACUUUAGGACCACCACCAGAACCGGAGACAUCAUGUCCGUAGCGGGGCUGAAGAAGCAAUUCCACAAAGCCACUCAGAAAGUGAGUGAGAAAGUGGGUGGUGCUGAAGGGACGAAGCUCGAUGUGGACUUCACUGAAAUGGAAAAGAGAGUGGAUGUUACAUCUAGGGCAGUGUUGGACAUCAUGACCAAGACUACUGAGUAUCUGCAGCCCAAUCCAGCCACAAGAGCCAAGAUGAGCAUGAUGAACUCCAUGUCACGUAUGCGCGGUCAGGAGAAGGGCCCGGGAUACACACAGACAGAGGCCAUCCUGGGAGAGUCCAUGCAGAAGUUUGGACGUGAGCUGGGAGACGAUUCCAGCUUUGGCCAGGCGCUGAUUGAAGCCGGGGAGGCCAUGCGUGAGCUGGCCGAGGUCAAGGAUGCUCUGGACAUGGAGGUAAAGCAGAACUUCAUCGAUCCAAUGCAGAACCUCCAUGAAAAGGACCUUAAAGAAAUACAGCACCACCUGAAGAAGAUGGAGGGCCGUCGCCUGGAUUUUGAUUACAAGAAGAAGCGCCAGGGCAAAGUGACGGAGGACGAGAUUAAAGCUGCUCUGGAGAAGUUUGACGACUCCAAGGAGAUCGCUGAGCAGAGCAUGUUUAACCUCCUGGAAAGUGAUAUUGAGCAGGUGAGCCAGCUGGCAGCUCUGGUCCACGCUCAGGUGCAGUACCACAGUCGUGCAGCUGAGAUCCUCCAACAGCUGCAGAGCAAGAUGGAUGAAAGGAUAAGAGACACUUCUAAUAAACCACGCAAAGAAUUUGUGCCCAAACCUCGCACCUCUCUGGAUCUAGUCAUUAGUGAGAACCACAAUGGAGGCAUCGGUGGUGCUCGCUCUCCAGGUGCCAGGUCUCCAGCAAGGUCCCCAGCAAGAUCCCCAGCUCCGAUGGACCAACCGUGCUGUCGCGCCCUCUACGACUUCGACCCGGAGAACGAGGGCGAGCUAGGCUUCAAAGAGGGCGACAUCAUCACUCUGACCAACAAGAUCGACGAGAACUGGCUAGAAGGCAUGCUGCACGGUAACUCCGGCUUCUUCCCCAACAACUACGUGGACGUCCUGGUGCCUCUGCCCAACUAAAGAUGGUGGCUCCUCGCAUCUCCGCUCUCCUGUGUUACCCCACUCACCUUCUUACCGUAACAUUCCUUUCAAACUCCCGUAACUCCUCUUUAGAAGGAGGCUCAACCUGCAGCUAAGCCAGAUGAGAAAAAGGAGACGAAAAACAAAAAGCAAUUGAUCUGUAAAUCUUUUUUUCAAUCAAGAAAAAUUUGUUGUUGUUGCUUAACCCCAUGGUCUACAGGACUGGUUUCUAUAGUCUCUCAUAAGCUUCUGUCUGGGUUUCAUGAGUUUAUCGAUCGCACUGUACUUUGUGGAAAACCUUUUAGCUGACUUCUCUCACACGCGAACGCACCAGUAUAUGUGUUUCUCUGAUCGCAUAAGCAUGAGAUUUCGUUUUCAUGGUUUCACUUAACGGCAGACUUCACUCCUUUCCUUUCAACCAUAGAAAUACUUGUAAAUACCAAAGUUACUUGCAAAAAUCUGCGAUGUCAGUGAGCCUUCCGUUCUCAAUGAACUUGCGGUUUUGAUGGUCUUCUAUUGACAGGGGUGUAAUCGAAAAAUAAUAUUGUACUACAUAUCUGAGCCAGUGAUUCGUGAAGUGGUUUGCAACAAAUUAAAAGUUUUAUCCAAGUAAUGGUGCAAGUUUAAGCAAUUUAAAAAUACCUGUAUGUGAUGAUGAUCAUAAUAAUAAUAAUAAUAAUAAUAAUAGGAUAUUUUGGCGCUACCUGCCGCAAUCCCCUCUAGCCAGGUUAGCAUUUUGUAGCUUAGCUGUUAUUAAGAAAUUAGAUGUAGCCUGCAAUGGCAAAUGACGGGAACAAGAGUGGAAAUGUUUUACAAAUUAAUGAUGCAAUUUACUCUUAAACAGUUUAUUUUUUUUAAGCUGCUGUUCACCUGUUAUGUGUUCAAAUCUGCACUCGUGAGCAGUAUCGUGUGGGAUGAUGUAAUGAGGUCUAUUGUUGCGGCCAUACGGUCCUGAGAUGCAAAUAGUUUUUAAAAUGAGAAGAAUGUUGAACACCCCUCACUAGCAUUAAAAAAAGCCAACUGUUUCAUGAUUUAAAGUGAUAUUAUAGCAUCUUAAAGUCAGCUGGCUCUAGGAGUGGACUUUUUUUUCUCUCAUUAUGCAUUUCUAUAGCUUUUCGAGGACCGCAUGACGGCAGCAAUGGCAGCCUCCGUUUGAUCUCUGUGCAUUAUUUACUGCUAAAAAAUGGCAUUGCAAGUCUAUGCUUCAGCGUCAUGUGACAAUGUUGAGUGUAUCGGGGUCUGGCUGUUUGUAUGGGAUUGCAUAGUGUUACUUCUUACAGUAUAUAUGCAGAAAACCUCUAGCGAUGAGGUCAAUAGGCUCAGUCUACUACUAACACCAACAAUAAACGCUGGUAGGACAUCCAUCGGCCAUAGUUUUCGCUGGAAGCACAACUCGAAGCAGAGGUAAUAAUAUCAGUAAGGUCAAAGGUUAUGUUUUUUAUGAAGCGGUACAAUCCUUUCCGUUUUUUCCUCAUUUACUUUUUUUUAAACAAUUGUGUGUAUCUUUGCCCUCAAUGAGGACUGUACAGCUUUUCUGUGGUUUUGUUUUCACCUUGUGUGUAUAGUCGCGCAUCUACCGUAACGUAUCUUAUUUUUCUAAGUGUUACAUAUGAGUAUUCACAUAUUAGAUGUAUAUAUAGACAGUAUAUUAUCCAGAAGCAAUGUGAAAGGAGGGGUCUCUGUGCUGCACAUGAUCGUCUUUGAGUUGUUUUGUUUAUGUUUUGGGUUUUGUUGAAUUCUUGCACUGGUUUUAUCAGACUGUAUGCUUGAUGUAAAGAAUCAAAUGUGAUAAGUCAAUGUAAUUUAUUCAAAUAAAUAUCAGGAAAUGGUUCUAAA